ACUAUUGGAGCUGUUGAAGUUCCAAGAAGAUGGGGUUGGAUAAUGAUGACAAAGAGACAGGACAAACUAGUGAGGCUGGCAAUAAAGAACAAGAAGAACAUCAUGAGCCUCUUAGCAGGCAUACAAGCGAAUCGUCUGUUUAUGGAACUGAGGAAGAAGAAGAUGAAUAUGGAAGCAAAAUACAGCUAGGUCCUCUUUGCACUCUUAAAGAACAUCUUGAGAAAGAUAAGGAUGAUGAGAGUCUGAGGAAAUGGAAGGAGCAGCUUCUUGGGAGUGUGGAUGUAAACAACAUUGGAGAAAUUCUUGAACCAGAAGUGAGUUUUACAAGUCUUUCAAUAAUAUCUCCUGGUAGAGAUGACAUAGUUCUUCCAAUUCCUGAAGAUGGAAAACCAAAGGGGUUAUGGUUUACACUUAAAGAAGGUAGUCCUUACCGUCUGAAAUUCAGCCUUGUGGUGACAAAUAACAUUGUUUCUGGAUUAAAAUACACCAAUACUGUAUGGAAAACUGCUGUUAAAGUGGAUAGCACUAAAGAGAUGCUUGGAACUUUCAGUCCUCAGCAAGAGCCUUACACACAUGAAAUGCCAGAAGAAGUUACACCUUCUGGGAUGUUUGCUAGGGGACAAUAUACUGCAAGAACAAAGUUUCUUGAUGAUGACAAUAAAUGUUACUUGGAGAUCAAUUAUACUUUUGAUAUUAGGAAGGAUUGGGCUUGAUCAUGCAUGGAGAGCUUCCCAAUCUUCAUCAGUCAUUCUACAAUAUUUAGUUUUCUUUUUUUUAAUUUAUUAUAAAAAUUCAGAUACCUUAUGUAUCAAAUUUCAGUUGUAAUGAAUUUCUUUUAAUAAUUGACUCGAGGAAACUAAAGAGAAAAAAUAUUUGGUAAAUUUAUGAAAAUGUUUUUUUAUUAGAAAAAAAAAUUUAUGUUAAACAAAAUGUAAAUCUCACUCUCGACCUA
Molecule: messenger RNA, 952 nt
Organism: Vicia villosa (hairy vetch)
Lineage: Eukaryota; Viridiplantae; Streptophyta; Magnoliopsida; Fabales; Fabaceae
Product: rho GDP-dissociation inhibitor 1-like
Exons: 5
Coding region: 30-713 (227 amino acids)
Biological process (GO): Rho protein signal transduction
Cellular component (GO): membrane; cytoplasm; cytosol
Molecular function (GO): Rho GDP-dissociation inhibitor activity; protein binding
Source: RefSeq, a predicted model, not a curated record